AUGGCGUCCUCUCUCGCCGCUCAGCUGUCGCAGAUUGCGUCAAAGUCGUCGCACGAGCUUGACCUGAAGGCACAGAGGAUAUCACACUCACAGUCUCUGAUUUUUGACCGGAAAGUCGCUGGAUCGCAAGACUUCGACACGAUCUAUGAUAUUUGUUAUGAUGGUUACCAAGAAUUGUGCUCGCUGGACCCACGGUUCACGGAGUUUGAGCGCACAAUCUUCAGUGAACAGAGCAAGGCGGAGGAUCGCACUCAGAUGAACGUUUCUCAGAACCAGGAACUGGACACUGUGAUUGAAGCUUUCCUCGCUCUGGUUGGCGGAAGACUGCAGUUAAGCCCUGCAGUCAAGGCUGUGGAUUGGCUAGUGCGUCGGUUCAGAAUUCAUGAGCACAAUACGCACGCCGUAUUAUUGACAUUUUUGCCAUACCAUACGACACCUCUCUUCUUGAACCUUCUAUCAAUUCUUCCAGACGACCUUACACCGACAUUCAAAGUCCUCAACCCAUACAAAAAUAGCCUCAUCAACCCGCCGAGACAUCCGCUGGUUCAUAGCGCGGCUACGAAUAAGGCUUUCUUUGCUGCAUUAAACAACUACGUUCUGAAAGUUUGCCAACAUCAAGCGCAGAGCCAUGCAUUGCUUGCUUUCUGGGCCGGUAUUGUUACGGAGGCUGUUUCAGCAAUGUUCGACGCCUCCCGCUCAGGAAGGAGGGAAGUUGAGCAGCAAAAGCAUGAGGAUAUCCUUUUGCGAAUUCUUCCUGUACUCAGCUCUGCUUUUACCAUGAAGAAGGUUUCAGAGCUGAUUGUCAGCUGCUAUAUGAUCUGUGUUGUUCUAGCCCAGAAGGCCUUGCUUUCAAACCAGGUUAUUGAUGGUUUGAUGGAAAGUAUUGUUGGUUCUUGGACUGAGGAUACCAAGAACUCUGGUCUCAUCUGUCUAUCAUUCCUAGCUCAACAGAAGGAAACUGUUGGCCUUUCCAAGAAGGUGUUCAAGAGUAUGCUGCGCCUGGAGAACUCUAUGAACCAGCUUGCUGAAGUGGCUACACAAUGCCCGACAUCAAACUUCUUGCUCGGAAUUGUUGCCGGGUGCUUGAAUGAUCUUGACAAGGAAGAUAACACUCACCUUGUGCUAUUGUCCUCUAUCUUUGAGCGUAACAUGCUCGGCGAGAAUGAAGUCGGCAAGGCUAUGAGCAUGGUUCUCGAAGCAGCCUCUAGUUCAGAUGAGACCCGUGGGAUGUCUAUGGAUGCACAGACACAACUCGCGGAGCUAGUCCAAGCAUUCAACCGGUCUGAUUCCCUCCGACCUAUCUUCCAGAAGACUCUGACUUCCUCCCCAUUCAAUAUUUCUGCACUCGAGCACAACUUGCAAACUGUCGUGGAAGCGUCUGUUGCGACACCAGCCAUUGAAGACAUUGAGAUGGCGGAUGCGGAUGAGCAAUCCGAUGUGGAUGCCUUUACUCCAGCUCUGGAGUCUUUGACACGCGAGCCCUUGUAUCCAUCUUCUUUCCUUUGCAAGCAAUCUAUCAUUGAAUUUGAUAACCUUGUUCGAGUCUUCGCUUUGGCUGUUGAGUCGGAGGAAAAGGUUGAGCUGUUUACCAACUUGCCGAUCUUGGGCAAGUCCCAAGCAACCAAGGCUCCUCAAUUCCUUUCUUUCUUCAUCCGCGUUGUCGCCGGUCACUACCCAAUUGGCACAAAGAUCGGUGCAUUGAACGUCAUCUCCUCCGUUCUCUCGUCCGCUCCCGCAGACUUCGAUCCCCAGGCGCUUUUGCCAUUCCUCUUUGUUGCCCUUUCGGAUGCUUCCGAGCGUAUCCGCCGCGAAACUUCCGGUGUCCUUGUUGCUAUUGGUUCGUUGUACAAGAAGAACUUGAAGCCCAGUGAUAGCUCUAAACCUUGGGCCCACGACACGAUCUUUGGCCAGGGCAAGCCAUCCUCGGGCCUUGCAUGGCUUCCUGUCAAGGACUCCCAAAAAGUCCUGGAGCGUGCUUUGCUCCCCGGGCUGGAGGAGUCUGUGCUUGAUUCGAACCAUGUCUCUCGGGCUAUCGAAGCCACACUUCGUGGAAACGUUUUGUCUGAAGCUUCAGGUGCAUCCGAGCUGAAGAAGUCUCUGCGCAUCAGCUUCUUCAGCUUCAUGUGCUCUCAAAUUGUUAAAUUGCCUGUUUUCGCUCCCAAGUUCGGGUUGCUCAAGCUUGUCAACAGUGUGGAGAAGGUCUCUACCGUUACACUUACCCAACAGCUUCUCCCUGUUCUUGAGGAAUGGCGUCGCUUCAGCGCGAAGGAGGUGGAAGAAAUUUGUGGCAAAGAACAUAUUUCCGUCCCUGAGACAGAACAGCUGGUCGCUGCUAUUGUUACCCCAAGGGCACAAGAUGCCGUCGAUAUUCUUCUCUCCAACGUCAGCUCUGGCACCGACUCAUUGCGAUCAGCCUUUGUUGCGGCUUGCUUUGCCCAGAUUAAGCACCUUUGGGCUAAGAUCCCCGAAGACUGUCAGCUCUCAGCUUCUGAGAAGUUGCUCGACAACUCUCUUGGUCAAUCAGCCAGCUCUCUCGGAAACAACUGCCGCGACGUUCUGCGCAGUGUUGAGCUUCCGGGUGCUGUCCUUCAGCAAUUCGUUCAGAAGAUCCCCGAGUCUCUCACUGAAGUGGAGUCUAUUGGGCCUGCACCAAAGCGUCGCCGCACCAGCCAAAACAACAUGAUCGCCAUGACUGUUAAGGAUGAAGCCGAGCUCAGCAAGUUGAUGGAUAAGAUGACUUUCAUCCUGGAAGUUGUGGACAGCUCUUCCCCUGAAACCCACCCCGAGUUGGUUGAUGGUCUGUUCCAGACACUUGCUGCCCUUCAUCACUUCAAGGCUCAGAUCCAGAGUGGUAUGAGCUAUCUGCUCAGCUUGACCCUGGGAAGUCUCCUGGCCAUCGUGAACAAGUCCAAGGGAUCUGCAAAGCCACAGUUCGACACCUCUGUCAUCCGGGCUGAUUUGGUUGUGGAUUGUGUGCGCACCACCGACAGCCCGCAGGUUCAAAACGUGGCUCUCCUUCUCGUGGGUAGCCUCUCCGUCAUUGCCCCUGAAUUGGUCCUCCAUAGUGUCAUGCCUAUCUUCACCUUCAUGGGCACCAGCGUUCUUCGCAAGGAUGAUGACUACUCCGUCUCGGUCAUUGAUCAGACCAUUGACCAGGUUGUUCCUGCUCUCAUUCAAUCUCUGCGUAGCCAGAAGCGUGACGUUGUUUCCGGAACCUCGGAGCUGCUGCUCAGCUUCACUGCUGCCUUUGAGCACAUUCCAUCGCACCGUCGUCUCAGACUCUUCCAUGCUCUCAUCACCAAGCUUGGAACACAGGACUUCCUGUUCGCUGUUCUGGCCAUGCUUGCCAAUCGCUACUCUAUUGACAAGGAUGUCUUGACUUUGAUGACCGGCUUGGUGUCUGACGCUUCUCCUGUUGUGGAAUUGACCACUUACAGCAAAUACCUCAACCUGGUUACCGACUCUUUCAAGACCAAGCCAGGCAUUUCUCAGGUUCUUCUGGGUAUUGGCAGCGAAGAUGGACGUGACCCCCAGACGGUCUCUGUUGAUCUUCUCCGUGACCUUGCCCAUCUACUGAAGCACUCCAGUCUAAAGUCUAAGCUUGAGACUGCUUUCGAGUCAGAGGGCCAGGAUGCCGAUAUGUCCCGCGCAUGCUUCUCCCGUGUUCUCGAGCAGGUCCUAAGUAUCGGCGAGGCUGUGCAGAGCAUGAAGCCCGUCAGUCAGGCUUGUGGCGAGGUGCUCGGUUCCUUGUUCAGCACCCUGUCUCUUGUCGACUUCUUGGAUACCAUUGACGUUCUGCUCCAAGGCCCCAACGAUGAGCUCCGACGCAAGGUUCUUCGCCUGCUCGAGACUCGUCUUCGCCAGACUCCUGAGCGUGACAACUUGUCGCAGAUCCGCGUUCUUGACUUUAUUCCAAACUUGGUUGGUAUUGUCGAGUCCUCUCCGGAUACGCUUCUCAAGCACGCUGCAGUUUCCUGCAUCGACCGGAUUACCGACAAGUAUGGUCGUAAGGAUCCCUCCAAGAUCAUUCCUGCUGCUAGAGUCGUUGCCAGCGAGUCCUGCAUUGGUCAAACUGACGAUCGUAUCCGCUACAUGGGUAUCCUGUGCCUUGCGUCUAUGGCCGAGGUUUUGGGCCAGUCUUUGAUUCCUGCACUUCCCGAUACUCUGAAGCGCUCCGUGGAGCUGCUCGAGUUGAGUUUGACACCUGGAAAGGAGAACUCGCGACUCCAUGAUGCUGUCUACACUCUCUUCUCCGCUCUCUUCGUCCACCUUCCCUUCAUGAUCUCCGCUGCUCAUCUGGACAAGGUCAUCCUCCUGUCAUUCAAGUCUGCCAACGCGGACAUUGAAGAGAGCAGUGAUGACAGCCGCCAAGAGACUCUGCGCUUGAUGGCUCGCAAGGUUGAUGUCGGUGCCACUCUCGGCGCUGUCGACCGCAACUGGCAGAAGGCUGUUGAGACCGGUCCCGCCGCCGUCAACGAGAUCCUGCAAGUUGUUACAUUGGCUGUGGAGAAACACCCCAAGUCGACCAUUGCCAAGAACAUCACUGUUCUCACAAAGAUCAUCUUCAAGGCGUUUGAUCUGCGCCGUGAACAAGUUGCCCUUGGUGAUGCCGCCAUCUUUGAGGCCUCUGAUAUUGACGAAGCUGAGACUGCGGUUAACGACGUCACCAUUAAGAUGAUCUACAAGCUGAAUGAUAGCACCUUCCGUCCUAUCUUCCUCAAGUUCGUUGAGUGGGCUACCACUGGCGCCCCCAAGAAGGAUGAGCAAGCUCAGGUGUCGCGUCUUACGACUUUCUACAAGUUCCUCGAGGUCUUCUUCGGUACUCUCCAGUCCAUUGUCACAGGAUACUCCAGCUACAUUAUGGACAGUGUGGUCCAAGUCCUCAGCACCGUUGGUCCUUCCAAGACCCACAAGUCGCUUUGGUUGGCGGUUCUUCGCAUGCUCCGCAAUGCUUUCGAGCAUGAUCAGGAUGAAUUCUGGCAGAGCCCCUCCCACCUGGCCAGCAUUUCCGGUCCUCUGAUCGCCCAACUCGGCCACGCCACUAGCACCACUACUUCAAACAUGGUCAUCGCCGAUGUUGUCCCUACCAUCACAGAGCUUGCUAUCGCUGCCGACUCUACCGAUAACCACAAGGAGCUCAACUCCGCCUUGAUGAAGUACCUCCGUCCCUCAUCUGCUCCUAACGCCCGCUCCGCUGGUGGUGACAGCCCGCACACGCGUCUCGCAGCCCUCAAGACCGAACAGGCUCUUACCGAACAGUUGGGUGAAGAGUGGCUUGCACUCCUUCCCGAGAUGCUGCCUUACAUUAGUGAGUUGAUGGAGGAUGAGGAUGAGAAUGUUGAAAGAGAGGUUCGGAGAUGGGUUAAGCAGAUUGAGAAGGUUCUUGGCGAGCGCCUUGACGAUAUGUUGACUUAA
This is a messenger RNA of Penicillium nucicola, 5415 nucleotides long. It is a transcript of the gene utp10, whose product is annotated as snoRNA-binding rRNA-processing protein UTP10. Gene Ontology annotation, cellular component: 90S preribosome; small-subunit processome; t-UTP complex. Lineage: Eukaryota; Fungi; Ascomycota; Eurotiomycetes; Eurotiales; Aspergillaceae. The transcript has 3 exons. The coding region runs from base 1 to 5415 and encodes 1804 amino acids. The record is from RefSeq and is a predicted model, not a curated record. Gene Ontology annotation, biological process: positive regulation of transcription by RNA polymerase I; maturation of SSU-rRNA from tricistronic rRNA transcript (SSU-rRNA, 5.8S rRNA, LSU-rRNA). Gene Ontology annotation, molecular function: snoRNA binding.